AUGCACUGGUCAGCGGUUUGCGAGAACAGGGAGGGUGGAGCGGGCGGCCGAGGAAGAGGUGGAAGCGGAGGGAUGCUGCCCCCGUUCAGGAUCGCCGUGCUGGGGGCACAGGGAGUGGGAAAGACAGCCAUCGUGAAACGCUUCCUCCACGAUGACUACAGCGACGUGCCCGCGCCGAGCCGGGCACGCAGGGUUCACCUGUCCGCCGCCGUGCUCAACGGGCACGUUCAUGACCUGCAGAUCACGGAUUACCCGGCCAUUAGCAGCUUCCCCGUCAGCUCUCUGCAGGAGUGGUCUGACGCGUGCUGUCGAGGAAUUCGCAGUGCACACGUUUACAUCCUGGUCUACGACAUCUGCUGCUUCGACAGCUUUGAGUACGUCAAGACCAUGCGUCAACAGAUCUUAGAGACCAGGGUGCUUGGCACGGCAGAGACGCCCAUCUUGAUCGUGGGUAACAAGCGUGACCUGCAGCGUGGUCGGGUCAUCCCUCGUCACAACAUUUCGGACCUGGUGCGUAAGAGCUGGAAAUGCGGGUACGUGGAAUGUUCCGCCAAGUUCAACUGGCAUGUGCUGCUCCUGUUCGGAGAGGCUCUCCGGAGCGUGGGCUGUGCCCGCUGUAAGCACGUCCAUGCCACCAUCCGUUUCCAGCGGGCGCUGAGACGGGAGCGAUGCACCCUCAUGUGA
Messenger RNA from Chanos chanos (milkfish), 684 nucleotides. RefSeq names its product RAS like family 10 member B (gene rasl10b). Lineage: Eukaryota; Metazoa; Chordata; Actinopteri; Gonorynchiformes; Chanidae. The transcript has 3 exons. The record is from RefSeq and is a predicted model, not a curated record. Gene Ontology annotation, molecular function: GTPase activity; GTP binding. The coding region runs from base 1 to 684 and encodes 227 amino acids.